Messenger RNA from Colletotrichum higginsianum IMI 349063, 585 nucleotides. RefSeq names its product Endoglucanase ii. Lineage: Eukaryota; Fungi; Ascomycota; Sordariomycetes; Glomerellales; Glomerellaceae. The transcript has a single exon. Bases 1 to 585 code for a protein of 194 amino acids. The record is from RefSeq and is a predicted model, not a curated record.
AUGUCCUACAGCAGACGCGACUUCCGGGACGAAUACCCACCCCGUCGACACCACCACCACACCCCGGCCUACUCCGAUUACAGCAGCAGGGCAUCCGACUACAGUCCGACGCGGGACCUCGGAGCUGUCACUCACACGCACCAUGCGACAACCAGGAGGAGUCAAGAUGACCUUUACGAAAUAGAAAGAAACAGGCCGCGCGCAAGAGAUCUUAACCGUGGAUACGAAGAACAGCGCCCGCACCCGCGGUCGAGAUCCAACCAUGAUACAAAACACCGCCACGGGCACGAAAGCCACCGCGACCACGGUAGAAGCAGCAAGAGGAGGUCUUCAAGCUCGGGAGCCAACUUGACCCAGGCGGCCGUCGCGGCUGCCAGCGCAGGCAUCAUCGAGGCAGGCCUGGCGCGGCAUGACAGGGACAGAACCGCCAGGGUUCUGACGGCGGCAGCUGGUGCGGGCGCCAUUGAUGCCGUCGCGGCAAGGAAACACGAGAAGCCGCACAGGCAAUGGGAGCACGUCGUCGGCAGCACGGUGGGAGGUCUUGUCGUCAACCGUGUCGCUCACGGGUCCCGGCGACAUCACUGA